GUGUAUAGUGUGAAGAUAGGUUAAAUAUUUAUUAACAAGUCUUUUUUAGUAUCUGUUAAUUUUUAUGUUACAGCUUGUUGUCACUGUCAUUUGUACUCGUGUGUAAGUGCGAAGUGAAUUCGCUCCGGGAAAUUAGGUUCGAUUUAAAAUCGUAUAUUUUGCGCAUAAAAUAAAAAUUUACUUAUUGGAUAUUUAGAUCAUUUUCUAAAUUAUUAUCCUUACCUUCAAUGAUAAAGCAAUUUUACGUGAACGUGUUGCGCAAUUCACUGACCAUGACAUAGAGUUGAGAAUAUUAUUUUAGUGUAAUCAAAACAUUGCAAUGGUUUUCGAAUCUAUUGUGGUAGAUGUUCUAAACAGGUUCCUAGGAGACUAUGUGGAAAAUCUAAAUAGAUCUCAACUUAAAUUAGGAAUAUGGGGUGGCGAUGUGGUGCUGGAAAAUUUGAUACUAAAGCAAAACGCUUUAGAAGAACUAAAUAUUCCAGUUCAAACAGUCUACGGUCAUUUAGGGAAGUUGGUGCUAAAAAUACCUUGGAAGAAUUUAUAUGGUGCUUCUGUGGAGGCUACUAUUGAAAGAUUAUUUCUUAUUGUAAAUCCCAAUGCUGAAAUCAAAUAUGACCCAGAAAAGGAAGAAAAGAUUGCCCUGGCGGCUAAACAAGCUGAACUUGCAAGAGUUGAGGAGGCAAAAAAAAAGGAAGCCGAGAAAGAUGAGAACAAACUUGAUGAGACAUUCGUUGAAAAACUUGUCACUCAAAUAAUUAAAAAUGUACAACUGAAGAUAUCGGAUAUACAUAUUCGUUAUGAAGACAGCAUAACUAAUCCCAAAGCACCAUUUUCCUUUGGUAUUACAUUGCAUAACUUGUCUGUUCACACAACAGACGAAAAUUGGAAACAAACUGUCAUACAAGAGGCUGUUACAAAAAUAUUUAAAGUAUUAAAUUUAGAGGGUUUAGCAAUUUAUUGGAACCCAACAACUGAGCUGUAUUCUAAGACAAGCCCACAGGAAAUAAAAAGUAGAUUAGAAAAGGAAAUAGCAACGAAAACAUCUAAACCCGGGGAUUAUUUAUAUGCCUUGGCACCAAUUAACGCGACCGCAAAAUUAAAAUUGAAUCCCAAACCAGAAGGAGAUACUCCGAAAUUUAACAUUCCUAAAGUGAUUUUGAGUUUGCACAUGGAACAGCUGGCUGUGAAUCUGAAUAAAGCACAAUAUCAGGAUAUGAUGCUGUUAGCAGAUUCUAUGGAUCGGAUGAGCAAAGGCGCACCUUACAGAAAAUACCGACCAGACCUCAAACAGUACAAGGGUCACUAUAAAGAAUGGUGGCAAUUCGCAUACAAAUGCAUCUUAGAAGAGGAAGUAUUACGCAGACGUAAAAACUGGGAUUGGAAACAUAUGUUGUCGCAUCGUCAGCUCUGUAAAGACUAUGCAAGUGCUUACCAGAAUAAGUUGACCUGUCGCGGAAAAGUCUCUACGGAAAACCAAUGCGUGCUGGACGAAGCCGAGAAGACAUUGGAUCUAUUUAAUCUGGUUGUUAUCAGGCAGCAGAUAGAGUUAGAGGUUGAAAGAUUGGGAAAACUAGAAGCAGAAGCUAAAAAGUCCCGUGGCUGGUUUAGUGGCUGGUGGGGCGGUGGGAGCUCCAAGGAUGACGAAAUGUCUGAAGGCGUGGCUAUAAUGAAGCAAUUCGAAAAAGCGAUGACCUCUGACGAGAAGGAAAAGUUGUUUAGAGCGAUUGAUUAUCAAGAGAAUUCGGCGCCGCUUCAUUUGCCCAUAGAGUAUGUCGCCGUAGAGGGGCAUUUUAAACUUGACAAGUUGCAAGUGGCCGUCCAUGACGUGUCUGAAGUAGUUCGGGCCUGUGUUGAAAAUGUUGAAUUGGACAUGAUGCAAAGGCCCAGUGCUAAUGCGUUACGAGUUGACGUGCGUAUGAAAGCUUUCACUGUAACGGGUGUACGUCAAGGCGAAUUUGUACCGCAACUCGUCACUUCGAAGGAAAUAGAGAAAGAUGUUAAUCUUCUUAAUGUACUUUUCGAAACUAAUCCAUUAGAUGGGAAAUGUGAUCAGCGCGUUCAAGUACGGGCGCGCCCGUUACAAAUGGUGUACGACGCACAAACCGUCAUCGAAAUUGUUAAUGUGUUUAAGCCGCCUUCAGAGUCCACCGCAUUGACUACUUUGCAAGCGGCUGCCGAAAAUAAGUUGUCGGACUUGAAAGAAAAGUCUGCAUUGGGCAUGCAGUACGCGGUACAUCAGCACACAUUUAUUGAUCUUGAUAUUGAUGUGGCCUCUUCUUACAUCGUUGUACCGCAGACUGGGAUGUAUAAGGGUGGUGAAGCAGUGGUAGUGGUAAAACUUGGUGCCAUAAGCGUAAAGAGCGAUCCGCGAGCCCCUCAACUGGAUGUUCAUCAACUGUAUCGCUCCGGAUUGCAAGAUGACGACAUAUUGGCGCAGAUUACCGCGCAUAGCUAUGACAAGAUGGCUUUGAGGCUCACUGAAAUUCAGGUUGUCAUCGCAUCUCCAAAUGAAGAUUGGCAAUCAGCGAUCGCCUCAAACGAAGCAACAUACUUACAUCUUCUACAACCAACGAAUUUGGUCAUACAAAUACACAAAUGCCUCAUAACUGAUGAUCCGAGGAUGCCUAAGAUCAAAAUAAAGGGGGAGUUACAGAAAAUCGCUGUCAGUGUAUCGGAGGAUAGGUUAUUAACUCUAUGUGAAAUAUUGGUUGGGAUGCCUUUACCCCGUUCUGAUGAAACGACACAACUAAAGGCAAGUGAAUCUAAAGCGUCUAGUUUGUCGCUCUUGAGAUAUUUAGACCCAGCUGAGAAGCAAAAGCGAGAUACUGCGAGAUCAAAACAAAGGAAAAAUGAAGAACACACGGUGCAACUUACUGAACUCGAAGCGUUCUUCAUUAUGAAAGAAUUAAUCUUAAGCGUGAACCGCAAAACGAAGGACCCGCAAGUAUACGAUAAGUUCCUAGUAUUCUCAUUAAAUUUAUUGGAAAUAAAAGCCACCCAGAAGACUUUCACUCUCGAAGCAGCAGUGAGACUCGGUUCAGUGGAUAUGCAGCAUCAUAGAAGUGGACAUAAGACCAUACCAAUGAUUACCACCACCACAGAUUUCCAAGAACAUGAUAAUAUUGAAGAGCAGUACUUAUUCGCUGUUACGUAUACUAAUGUUGACAAGAAAUGUCCCGAAUUCAGGAGUCGCUAUGGUUCUGUGGAACAAUUAAUCGAACUGGACUUUACAGCGUUAGAACUCUUACUUCACCUGCAAGGUUUGCAAGAGAUUCUGGUCAUUAUUAAUAAUUAUCAGACUCGUCUCAAUGCAAUUCAAAGUACGGUAGACCGAUACGCCAAUGCUGGUCCGUUGGAGACGAUUAUGGAGGAUGAAGAGUUGCUGUCCAUUGUCAAAUCUAAAGCGAGUGUAUCAAAAGUGUCGCGUCGUAAACAAGUGGAGAGUAUACAACUGAAAGUGAACGUUAAGAUUGGGGCAGUGGAGAUCAAAUUCGAGAAUGAUAUUCGGCCUUUAUCAUUGCUCAAAUUGCAUGGGGCCACGGCGGGAUUAGUACUGAAAGCGUCGUAUACGCAGGUCGAUUGCGCAAUUUCCUCUAUCAAAGUCGAGGAUUUGAAUCCAGCUACUGUUCACAAAGAGAUAUUAAAAGUCAUCGGUGGUGACGUGAUGAAUGUACAAAUAGUGUUGUAUAAUAUCGAGCAAUUCCCGAGUGUUAGUGACAUCAAUAUGUCGAUAGACGCGCAGAUCAACUGUCUGAGGAUUGUCUUUCUAAACUGGUUCCUUACUUCUAUGUUGGAAUUUUUAAACAAUUUCCAAGCAGCCCAGGAAGCUAUAAUAGAGGCGUCAUCUCAGGCAGCUGAAGCCGCGAGAGCAAAUGUGCAAAACGCAUAUCAGAACUCAACUAAACUGGCGUUAAAAUUGAGAUUGGCCGCCCCAAUCAUUCUAGUACCGGAGAACUCGACUAGUAUGAACGCUAUCAUGCUAGAUUUUGGACGCAUGACUAUUAAUAAUAAGUUCGUCGAUUUGCCACUUGCAGACGUAAGCAAUAAAGUGACAGUGGACGAAUUGACCCUGGAACUGGAAGAGGUGAGAGUGUCAUGCGUGCAGCUCAGUGAGAAUAGCUCGGACGUGUCUCACGAACGUAAGCUGUUGCGGCCGACCAGCUUCAAGCUGUUAGUCAAACGCAGCCUUUCGAGCUGGUACGAGCCUUUGCCCGAUCUUGAUGUCUCUGGGAGGAUGAAGACUAUUGCUAUAACAGUUGGUCACAGUGAUUACAAGAGUAUAAUGAAGAUUCUCAAUCAAAAUCUGCAAGAAGGACAUAGUAAAUGUGAGGAAGCGAAACCACAGAAUGUCGGAAAAGUGACUUCGAAGCCCGCAGUGAAAAGCCAGACGAGCAGAACGACACGGUCUACUGUGGCUGUCGUAACUCUGAAAGAGACGAAGAAACCACGAACAACGAUCAAGUUUUCCUUUACUAUGGACAGUUUUGUCAUUGAUCUCAUGAAUACAGUUGUGUCAGAAGAAUUACAGUUCACAAAAGAUGUGGAGUUGGCCCGGUUUUGCCUCGCGUUACUCUCAGUCAAAGGUCGUAUGUUCUCCGACGGGUCCCUGCAUACUUCUGUGUUGCUUGUUGACUGUACAUUGGAUGAUACAAGGCCUGGCAGAGGCGCUAAGAUAACUAGAUAUUUAGAGAGACGUCGCGACAGACCAGACGUAUUCGAUCAAAGUGAUAAACAACAGGACAAUAUUAUGGAGGCGCAUGACAAGAUUCGAAGCAUGAUCGAUAUUACGUAUACUAUGAAAAACUCUGAUACAUUCAUCGACAUGAGAAUAUUUAGUUUCAACUUGAUUCUGGCCAUCGAUUUCCUAAAAAAGAUCGCGGAAUUCAUGACGAGUGGCCUCGCUGAAGACACGCCCACUGUCAAUGCUAAGGAGGAUGUCAAAUUAAUCAAACCUACUGCCGAUAAAUUAGAGAGCGGGAUCAAAAAGAAAGUAUCGGUGUCUUCUGCGCCUAUGUUGUCAGACCAAGGCAUGAAGCCAGCUAUGAUGACAGUCAAUGUAAAGAUAGAACAACCUGACAUUAUUCUCGUUGAGUCCUUGGAGCAGAAGAAAUGUGACGCUCUGGUUUUGAAUAUGGAAGCAAAGUUCAAGCUACGGAAAACGGAAGACCAUAUGGUAGCAGACGGAGGUAUAUCCGGUUUGCAAAUGGUUGUACGUACUUUGGGUCGUACGACCACGCCCAGGUACUUAUUGGCGCCAGCUCAUCUGUCUUUGGCGGUGUCUCAGCCACCGGAUAGCGGCAUGCAUGUGGAUGUGGCACUUACGGAUAUUAAGAUUACUGUUUCUCCAGAAAUGAUUGCUCUGUUGAAUCGAGUGUUAGCUACAAUGACAAGUAGCGAAGAAGACGACAUUGAACAAGAUAACAAGCCAAUAUUCUAUGACAAGUUGUGGGACAUACAACCGUUUAAACCAUCUUCAUACUGGUUCCUUAAAACUGAAGAGGCGGUAGAAGCAAUAAGCUUAGAAGAUGACUCGGUGACAUCCCUCAGGAAAGCUCCCGAGGGCGAAAUAUGUCUGUUAUCUAGUCCCUCCAUAGUCGUGGCCUUGGAAAUGGAGAUCGGUAAUGAAACCAUACCAGUAUUGGUCAUGCAGUCUUCACUUACCGGACAAGUCAAGGAUUGGAGUUCUGAUUUCUACAUGGAGUGUACGUGGGCAAUGCAAGUGUCGUACUACAACAUAGGACGUGCUAUGUGGGAGCCUUUGGUGGAACCAGUCGAAGUACUCAAGGAUUAUCAAUAUCGACAUGUUCCCUGGGAACUUAAAAUGGAGGUAGUGAUGCGUCCUGAAGAGGCUCAAUCGGCAAUAGACACGACAGACGAAGCCGCUAACAUCGCCGCAGCUGCCCAAAGACAAGCGAAUAUGACUGUCUCCCUUUCCAGUAGCGAACCACUUGAGAUUACUAUCACUAGGAGUGGCAUUGAGGUGCUCACUCAACUUGGGAAUUCCUUCUCCUCCGCCAUUGCAGAGACAACACCUGAUACGACGUUGGUAUCGAAAUCUAAACAAGAAAACGCACCAGAAAAACAGUACCUGGGCGCACCCUACGUUCUUCACAAUUGUACGGGCCUCACUACAAAGCUGAUCUUACAUAACAACCAUGAUUUUGCUGUCUUUCUCACUGAUGAAUACAAGAGUUCUGACUACAGGGAAGUAGUGUUGGAGCCUGGAGCGUGUCUACCGUUACAGUUAAAGCAGGGUGGGAUUAAUAUUAUGAAGCUUAAUGAACCACCACCACAGCUUAAGCUUAACUUUAAGAUAGUGGAGUUAAACGAAGAUGUCCAAAUACCAGUAGAACGAGCAGACAAGCGAUAUUUCCCGCUUGGUCGCAAGAACUCGGGGGAAAGCAGGGCCAAGAACGUGCCUCAUGCUGCUGCCAUGGAGCCACGAGGGCUCAUCAGCGACGUCGUCAUGCAAGACGCCGCUUUACACAUUUAUCUAAGGAGCGUUGUUCAGGUGACGAAUACGUUAGCGGUUCCAGUUUGCGUAUACUACAUGACAUUGAGCGGGAAUGAAGUCCGUCUUUUGGGCGAAGUGAGUGCGGGUGGGACUCUCAGGCUUCCCUUACAAGCCGUUCACACGCCCACUGCAGAGAUAUUCUUUUCUGUCGAAGGUUUCACGGUAUCCGUAUCACCGUUCGUAUGGCGAGAACUACAGCAAGAGCCAAAAAUAUCAAAACUUCUUCAAUGUGACUCGAAAGACAAGAACAGUGGCGAGAAAUUCUAUCUGAGGGCCGUUGGUACAAUGGAACAGGUUUUCUUUGAACAAACGAACCGUCACACAUUUGCGUCUUCAUGCUACGAUGUUGUCCUGAAACCAGCCGUGAAGCUACAAAACUGUUUGCCCAUUGACAUCGUGGUGUCACAAUUGGGGCUCAAACGAACGCAACUUUUCAAGCCGGGGGAGAUGUUCCAUUUAUCUCAUUUAGCGCCCAAUAGAGCGUCUAUCGUUAUUAUGAUACAAAACUAUCUCGACAAAUGCUGGGUUUGCACAAAGAAUUUACCCGAAGAAAAUAGCGAACUCUCUGUUUGGUCCUUCGAAUCACACGACAGUCCCGCUCUUAUGGUCUUGGAACUGGGAAUGCACAGUGUCGACACGGAAGGCACACAGCUACUCUCACUCUACUGCCCCUUCUGGAUGCUUAAUAAAACUGGAUUUACGCUUUGCUAUAGGAAAUCAAAGAAACCCGAAAAAGAUUCCAGCACCCCCAAUAAGAAUAUCGACGAGACAGGCAAUGUAAUCUUCCACCCGAAGGAUUAUAAGGAGCCGAUACUGUUCUCGUUCCGCGCGAAGAAUUUCUUUGGGAAAAAGAAGGCUGCCAUACGAGUGGAGUUUGGGGAGUGGUCUGAUAAAUUCUCACUAGAUGUUCCAGGAAGUUCUGGUGUGAUUAUUUGUAAAAACGAAGGUCGGACCUAUCAGGUCGCAGUCACAAAUCAGUUGACAUUCAACAGUUUAACAAAAAUGGUUAUAUUCACACCAUUCUUUCUCAUUCUUAACGAAUGCCCAUUUGCCAUACAAUAUCAAGAGUUACAUCGUUCCGGAGAUGCUUGGAGAGAGGUUGAACAAAAUUCAAGUGCUCCUUUGUGGCCGAUAGUUGAAAAAGAAGAUAAGCUGUUGCUCGUGCGAGUUUCAGGAUCAACUGAGCACGCGGCACCUUUUCUGUACACCGAGCAACAUAGUGUCUGUUUAAAAUUGAACAAUCACUACGGUGGUUUGCACGUAGAAGUGCAAUUGAGCGAAGGCGGUACGUACGUAACAAUACGUCAGUAUCGCGACGGACACGCGCCCGCAUUGCUGGUCAACUAUACUACGCACGCUGUCAACGUAUACGAAAAAGAAAACGUUAAUAUUAGAAAAAUCCCAUCGAUGCAUAGAAUGCUGUACACUUGGGAUAAUCCCGCUGGACCAAGGACGUUAAUUUUUGAGGGACACAAACGAAAGGAAAUAGACAACGAUCUAAGGAAGGAUGGUAUCGGUGACUUUAUGAUUAACGAUACGAAACGCAUAACAUGGGUAUCGUUUCUGGAUGGUCUCCAAAGAGUGAUACUCCUGACGGAGGAUCCGAUAUUGGCGAGUGGCGCUCAUACGAUUGGUGAGGCUGAACCUGUUCAUACGGAAUUCCAAUUGGCCAUGCACGGAGUUGGACUGUCGCUCGUCAACGACUACGAGCUCACGGAAAUUCUCUAUAUCAGUAUAUCUAAUUCGGGUAUCAUAUGGGAGCAAUGUAAAAUCGGUGCACGUAGAUAUAGGAAGAUCGAAGGCCAGAAAUUGGUACAAUACGAGGAAGCUUAUCAGAAGUAUAUCGCUGAGAAAAUGGUCGGUGACAAAGAAGUCUCCCCGCGAGUGCACAUCGACGACAGUGUUGAGGUGGACUUUGAGGAGAUGCGUAUACUUAAACCAUCCCAGCGUCUCUUACGACGUACUCUCCAACCGGGUUUAUGGGCGAGAUAUGGGGUAACAGCUCAUUCGAGAAGACUUCACGCACGUCUAUACAGGCUUCAGGCUGAUCAGCAACUGUCCUUGCCGACCUUCCCAGUGGUGCUUGCACCUGUUCCUCUGCCGAAGUCGGUGGCCAACGAUGAUCCAAGCGGAACCAGACCCUUCAUCGAAGUCUCGAUAGUGGAGCGUAUAAUGGAACAUAGUAAAGUGCGUCAGUACAAGUACUACAAGAUGCUGAUCCAAGAAUUCCACGUGAAGGUGGAUAUGGGCUUCAUCAAUGCCCUCAUGGGCAUGUUCCCACUGAGAUUGCUUACAGAACAGGAAGCUUUGGAUGCCUUCCAAGCGGAUCUAGAAAGGGCGGGUCAGCCGCUAGAGGCUGUAGCCGCUAUGGGCGUUGCUUCGGAUCUCAAGAACUUCUACGACAAUCUUCACUUGUCACCACUUAAAGUACACGUGUCGUUUUCCCUGGGUGGAGCGAGCCAAUUGCCGACAUUUAUUGGUACUGUACUGCAAAGUAUCGGCGUAACCCUUACCGACAUGAACGAUGUGGUCUUCAAAUUGUCGUACUACGAGAGAAACUACGAGUUCCUCUCGCAAAAGGAACUGAUUAGCCAAGUGCAGAGUCAUUACACGGGUCAAGCUCUCAAACAGCUGUACGUUUUAGUACUAGGAUUGGACGUCAUUGGAAACCCGUAUGGACUUGUUAUUGGACUGAAGAAGGGCGUAGAAGACUUGUUCUACGAGCCGUUCCAGGGUGCUAUCCAAGGGCCGGGUGAGUUUGCGGAAGGUCUGAUGCUAGGAGUCCGAUCUUUGGUGGGACACACAGUGGGUGGAGCCGCUGGAGCCGUCUCACGUAUCACCGGGGCCAUGGGGCAUGGACUAGCUGCUUUGUCUUUGGAUAAAGAAUACCAAAGAAGACGAAGAGAUAAUAUUAACAAACCUCCCGCUAACCUCCAAGAAGGCUUAGCCAGGAGUGGGAAAGGUCUUGUAAUGGGCAUAGUGGAUGGAGUGACUGGAGUAUUCACGAAGCCGAUAGAUGGCGCUCGUGAGGAUGGAUUUGAAGGUUUCUUCAAGGGCUUGGGGAUGGGGGCAGUGGGUUUAGUGGCUCGGCCUACAGCCGGAGUGGUGGAUUUCGCCUCUGGCUCCUUUGACGCCGUCAAAAGGGCAGCAGAUAUGUCUGAAGAGAUAACAAAACGUCGUGCGGCGAGGUACUUGCCGCCCGAUGCUGGCGUUAGACCGUACUCCCGCCUGCAAGCUGAAGGCUAUAAGAUGCUCUCUGAACUGGAAAAGGGCAAGUUUGUGAGUACGGAUACAUAUGAGGCCCACGUUUGGGUCAUCGCUGCCAAGGAGGUGGUCAUGUGUACGGAUAAAAGGCUGUUCUACCUUGAGAAGAACAAUGUUUUCGGUGGUUGGCAGAUCGUCUGGACGUACUUAUGGACAGAAAUACCAGAAAUACCUACAGCGGUCGCUAAAGGUGUAUACAUACCGACCGCUAAACGUAAGGUCCUAGGCAUGUUCUCCAGUUCGGGGUCCGGCAAAGUUAUCUUCCUAUACGACGAGCAGCAGAAGAAGUACUUAUUGGCCCAGUGCGAACGUCUCAUGGCCGCGGCCCGUUGACAUGAGGACGUAGAAAGAAUAACGCCGACCGAAUGGCUGGCACAAUUCUUUCUACUAAUAUUUGAUUUACGCACCAUACUGCUUGCAACAGCUUAUCACUUCAAUAUACACCAUUUGUCACCUAAAGGCUUCCGCUGAACUAAUCAUUGGUAUUGUGUAUUAUAAAUCACAAAGUAAUAAUAUAUGAAUUUCUUUGUGAUAUUGUAUUACGAGCUCUAGCUUAAAGUCCAUCUUGUUCGAAAUUCAAAUGUUAACUGCCAAAUUAUUCUUUACUAUGACAAUUGAUAGAAGUAAACAUUUGACAGUUUGUUGACUAAAAUGACAAAUGUUUAAAAUUAAAGUUACUUAAAGCUUAUAUUUACUAUACUCUGUGUAUGAUGUAAUUCUCAUCGGGAUUUCUCAGGUGCUGUCAAAUACUCGUUCUUGAUUGGUAUAUAAAAUAUAUAAAAUUGUUCAGAGUCUUCAAAUUAUAUCGUAGAAUAUUUCAAAAUAUAUACCUAUAGAUUUUGUACAAUUUUGAUAUAGAUUCCGUUAAGAUGUCAAGUGCAUUUAUUGUCUUCCGUUUUGUAUUUUAUAUAAAUGGAAAACUGCAAAACCGCCGUUACUUUUAUUCUAUUUGUUAAAUUUUCGUUAUUAUAUAAACUAUUUAUAUAUAAUAUAAACUAUUUUACUCACAAUUUUCUUCUGCGAAGUACAAAUAUUUAAAUACGGGUUUUGCUUUUACAAGCUUUGGCUCAACGUAAUAUUUUCCUAGUUCCAAAUUCAAAUUGCCAUUAUUAUUACAAGUAACAGUCUAUGCAGAAUGCAUAUAGUAAAUCUACGGCUCGUAGCUUGAUUGAAACUCGAAUUGUGAGACAUUUAAAAUGUGUCUCGUAUUGUAAGGCACUGUAUGCCAAUAUAAUAUUAGAGUAUAUUGUACUGUUUUGUGGAUUAUUGAAUGUCCCAUUAAAUAUUUUAUUGUUACGUUGUAGCAAAUGAACCAAAACCAGUGUCUUAGUUUAUUUUUUAAGAUGUAUAAUGUUCGUUAUUCUCAAUUGUGUUAGACAAAAUGCGGGCAUUGUUAUAUGUUUAUAUAUCAUUUUUAGCAUGUAUUUAUUUUGUAAGAGUUUUAUGUUGGUGUUUAAAAUUUAGAUACUUUGUAAUGCGUACUGCACUUUACUAAUUUUGAUCUUUUUUCGAACCUUUGGAAUAAACGUAUAUUAUAUA
Pieris rapae (cabbage white) is the source of this 11317-nucleotide messenger RNA. It is a transcript of the gene Vps13, whose product is annotated as vacuolar protein sorting-associated protein 13. Gene Ontology annotation, biological process: protein targeting to vacuole; protein retention in Golgi apparatus. The transcript has 60 exons. NCBI's taxonomy places the organism in Eukaryota, Metazoa, Arthropoda, Insecta, Lepidoptera, Pieridae. The record is from RefSeq and is a predicted model, not a curated record. The coding region runs from base 320 to 10111 and encodes 3263 amino acids. Gene Ontology annotation, cellular component: extrinsic component of membrane.